AUGACAGUUAAAGAUGAACGAAUUAAAAUGAUGAAUGAAAUCCUCAAUGGAAUUAGAGUUUUGAAAUUAUAUGCAUGGGAAAUGGCAUUUAUUCGUUCAAUUACUCGUAUUCGAGAAAAAGAACUCGGAUAUAUACGUCAAAAAGCUAUUAUUGGUGCUAUUUCAAAUAUUCUUUGGACAUUUGCACCAAUUUUAGUUGGCAUAACCACAUUUGCCACAUAUGUUCUUUUAUCAGAUUCGAAUAUUUUAACUGCCGACAAAGCAUUUGUAUCAUUAGCACUAUUCAAUCUACUUCGCGGUCCACUUGUUUCAUUUCCAAAUAUGAUUAACAGUAUUGUCGACGCACGUGUAUCAAGCAAUCGCAUUGGAAAAUUUUUAAACAAUGAUGAAAUUGAUAAAUAUGCUGUUGAUAGAGUAUCAAAUGAAUUAUCACACGGAAAUUCUGUUAAUAUUGAAAAUGGAUCUUUUCGUUGGUCAAAUCUUGUUGAUGGUCCUUUAGUUUUAAAAAAUAUAAAUCUACAAAUUCAUCAAGGUUCACUUGUUGCACUUGUUGGCAUGGUAGGAUCUGGUAAAAGUAGUAUAUUAGCAGCACUUCUUGGAGAAAUGAUUAAAGUUAAUGGACGUGUUAGUAUAAGUGGAAAAAUUGCUUAUGUUCCACAGACAGCAUGGAUUAUGAAUACAACAUUAAAAGAAAAUAUUCUUUUCGGAAGAGAUUUUGAUAAGAAAUUAUAUGAUCAAGUCAUUGAAGCAUGUGCUUUAGAACAAGAUCUUGUUAUGCUUCCAGCAAAAGAUCAAACAGAAAUUGGUGAAAAGGGUAUUAAUUUAUCCGGUGGACAACGACAACGAGUUUCAUUAGCUCGAGCAUUAUAUAGUAAUGCUGAUAUCUAUCUACUUGAUGAUCCAUUAUCAGCUGUUGAUGCUCAUGUGGGUGCUCAUAUCUUCAAACAUGUUAUUGGUUCAAAAGGAUUAUUAAAUGGCAAAACAAGAAUUUUAGUUACACAUGGUGUAUCUCAUUUACAUAAAUGUGAUGAUAUUAUUGUUAUUUCUCAAGGUGAAAUUGUUGAUCAUGGUUUAUAUAGUGAUUUAAUACAACGAAGCAAGAUUUUACGUGAAUUUGUUCAUUCGAUCGCUCUUUCUGAGAAAGAGCAAUAUCAAUAUGAAAUAAAUGAUAUUGAACGUCGACAAAGUAUUUCAACGCCUUCAAAAGAAUUAGUUUCUAAUCCACUUGAAAUUACUAAAAAUGAUGUUCAACAAAAAAUUGAAUCACAAUCAAUUACAGUCGAAAUUGAAGAAGAAGAAAAGAAAAAACUUAUUCAAAAAGAAACUGUACAAACUGGUUCUGUAAAACUUCGUAUUUUUUCUAUUUAUAUUCGUGCAUGUAAAUUAUCAAUGAUUACAUUGUUAACUAUUUUUUUCUGUUUAACAACAUUUGCUACUCUAUGUGGAAAUAUUUGGCUUUCUAAAUGGACUGAUAAAUCGACAAAGAACGAUACAUCAUCAUUAUCGAAUAGUCGAAUUCGUGAUAUGAACAUUUAUUCAGCAUUGGGAAUCACUCUAGGUUUUCUUGCAUUUGUUAUGCAUUUUGUUUUAAAACUUGCUGCAUAUAUUGCUGGUCGAAAACUCCAUUGA
Rotaria sordida is the source of this 1629-nucleotide messenger RNA. The record is from the annotation of a GenBank genome assembly. NCBI's taxonomy places the organism in Eukaryota, Metazoa, Rotifera, Eurotatoria, Philodinida, Philodinidae.